AUGCAGUCAUUCCUCCGACGCGGCGCGUCGCUCUUUUCGCCCUCGCCCUCUCCUUCCACCGCAUCGAACCUGAAGCCCGCGAUACUCAGCUCGGAGGACUUUUCGAAGGCGCCUACGGCCGAUACACUCUUUUCGAAGACUAACCCUUCUGAAGAUGGAGAGGAAUGUCUGCACGACUGCGCGACGUGUACGAUCAAAUACCCUGCCAAGUUUGAUGUGGACCAGGAAGAUGAGCUUUACGGGCAUGUGAAUGGCUGGUCAACGCAUUUACUUGUCGCAACGGGCAAGACAGACUGGGUGAGGGAUGUUGCCGACGAAGAGGGCAGUGUCAUGGAGGCUAUUGAUCGAGGCGGGGUUUUGCCGGGCAAUGGGAAAUUGAAGCUGUCCGCGAGUAAUAUGCCCGUGCCGGAUGAGUACCAUCAUCAUGAGAAGGGGCAGCAACCAACUACAGUGCUCCUCCUGCCGAGCUUCACGAUUAUUGAGCAUGUUACGCCAGCGCUGGUGCCGGAUCUGAUCCGCGGAUUUGUUAAUCCUGCUGUGACUAACACCACACCGUUAAGUGUACCGCCAGCGCCUGUCGAGAGGAAGGAUACUGAAGGGGGACCGGAAACAAAAAUCAUGACGCCGCUGCGGUCGCGUCCAUGCCCGCACGCGGCCGUCAUUCUUCUCUGCUCGCAGAAGACGCGCGACGCAAGGUGCGGUCAGUCUGCGCCGCUACUGAGGCGGGAGUUUGACCGACACCUGCGUCCGCUGGGUCUGCACCGCGACCUGGACGAUGAGCGCCCUGGUGGCGUGGGAAUAUAUUUCAUCAGCCAUGUCGGAGGACACAAAUACGCGGCGAAUGUCAUUGUGUACCGAAGAAGGGACUUUGACUGGUACAAAUCAGCAGAGAAGCGGACGGGAGAUGAAGGCGAAGAAGCUUAUGCUGCGGACGAGGGCGCCGCGCAGUGUAUCUGGCUGGCGCGCGUGAGACCAGAAGACUGUGAGAAUAUUGUCCGGUAUACGGUCUUGCAAGGGAAGGUUGUCAAACCGGGCACACAGCUUCGAGGAGGAUUUGACCGGGAACGAGUGCUGAUCAGCUGGUGA
Aspergillus calidoustus is the source of this 1086-nucleotide messenger RNA. Lineage: Eukaryota; Fungi; Ascomycota; Eurotiomycetes; Eurotiales; Aspergillaceae. The record is from the annotation of a GenBank genome assembly.